CCCUGGGCCCAGGUCAUGCGGCAGCUGGAGAACAGCAUCGAGAAGACCUCGGUGAAGAUCACCAUGUGCCACAACAUCGACGCGCUGUACGUGGGCUUGCUGGAUUAUCUCAAGAGGGAGCUGGCAGCAUAUCCCACGCAGCUGGACAAACUGCAGAGUCUCGUGUCCAACUACUGCUCGGAGCUGUCGGACAUGUCGGUUAUGUCCCGAGACGCUAUGAUGAUCACGGAAGAAGUCAAGAUGAACAUGAGCCAGGCGGAGGCCUCCUUCAUUGAAGAGCGCAGGGCUCGCGAGAACCGGCUCACCCAGCAGAAGAAACUUAUCGACAAGAUCCACACCAAGGAGACCAGCGAGAAAUACCGACGGGGCCGCAGGGACCUGGAUUUCCCCUCAAGCCUGGUGAGCGUGGAGAACCUGAAAGUGAAGCGGACAGAGUCCUCCAAGGCCGACAUCGAGUACCAGGCGAAGGUGACCAUGCUGGUGGACCAUGUGAAGACUGCUGUGCGCUGCUCCCACCUCUGGGACAUCGCCGGGCGCUUCCUGGCCCAGAGGAACACGGAGGAGAACCUGGAGCUGCAGAUGGAGGACUGCGAGGCGCGGAGGAAGCAGCUGGAAGCCUUGAUGAAGAAAUUGGAGCUGGAGCAAGUGGUGCUCAAGUUCCACCAGGCACCCAACUCCAUCAGCUUUGUGAUGGUUGAAAAGAAGCUUAAGGACACGCUCAAAGAGGAGGAGGGGCGGCUCCAGCUGGCCCUCAGCAACCUGACCAAGAGCCAGAAGCUGUUGCUGACGGUCCAGACAGGCAUCGACAACCUCUACUUCCGGCUCAUCGGCAUCCCCCCGCCGCUCGGCCAGAAAGAAGUGGAAAUCGCCAGCCCCGCAGAUGUGUAUGGCAAGCUGGUGUACUGCGAGAAGAAGCUCACGUACCUGAUGAGCAGGGUGGAGAAGCUGGCCCCAACUGAGGAGGUCACCAUGAAGGUGAAGGACAUCCUGGAGUCGUCCACCCUCAAGGAGAAGCAGAAUACCAAGAUUAGCUUUGAGGAUCUGGAGGAGGACGUGAUAGUGAAGAUCGUCAUCCGGGGGGACAGGAACACGGGCAAGACGGCGCUGUGGCACCGGCUGCAGGGGAAGCCCUUCCUGGAGGAGUACAUCCCCACGCAGGAGAUCCAGGUCACCAGCAUCCACUGGAACUACAAGACCACAGACGACAUUGUGAAGGUGGAGGUCUGGGACGUGGUGGACAAAGGCCACAAGCUCCUCCUCAGUGACACGAGGGGGAAAUGCAAAAAGCGGGGUGAAGGCCUGAAAAUGGAGAACGACCCUCAAGAGGCGGACUCUGAGCUGGCACUGGAUGCAGAGUUCCUGGACGUGUACAAGAACUGCAAUGGCGUGGUCAUGAUGUUUGACAUCACCAAGCAGUGGACCUUCCACUACAUUCUGCGUGAGCUGCCCAAGGUGCCCACCCACGUGCCUGUGUGCGUGCUGGGGAACCACCGUGACAUGGGCGAGCACCGCGUCAUCCUGCCUGACGACGUGCGUGACCUCAUCGACCACUUGGACAGGCCCCCAGGCUCCUCCUACUUCCGCUACGCGGAGUCUUCCAUGAAGAACAGCUUUGGCCUGAAGUAUCUGCACAAGUUCUUCAACAUCCCCUUCCUGCAACUGCAGAGGGAGACCCUGCUGCGGCAGCUGGAGACCAACCAGCUGGACAUUGACGCCACGCUAGAGGAGCUGCAGGUGCAGCAGGAGACCGAGGACCAGAACUAUGAGAUCUUCUUGGAGAUGAUGGAGGCCCGAGGCCGAGGCCACAUGGCCAACGGGCAGAGCCCAGCCUCCGGAUCCCAGUCGCCCGUCGUCCCUGUGGGUGCUGCCUCCCCCAGCAGCUCCAGCCCCAGCACACCCCAGCCCGCCCCACCACCACCACCAGCCCCUGCCCCCAGCCCACCCCCGCCACCCCUGUCCUUGGGGGCAGAGGCCCUGUCCCCACAGGCCCCAGCCUCCAUGCCCCCUGCCACUGCUCCGGCCCAGGCCCCGGCCCCGGCCCCUCGCCGCAGCAUCAUCUCACGCCUGUUUGGGACCUCACCUGCUGCUGAGCCGGCGCCCCCUGCCCCAGAGCCGUCCCUGGCCACAGAGGCCCUGGCCAAGGCAUCCAAGGUGGAGGACUUUGUUCCUGAAGACAGCCUGGACCGCAGCUUCCUGGAGGAUGCUGCCCCCCCACCAGAGGAGAAGAGGACCAAGCGCCCCCAGCAGGAGAGCGACAGUGACGGGGAGGCCCUGGGUGGCAACCCUCUGGUGACCGGUUUUCAAGAUGACGUGGACCUGGAAGACAGAGCCCCGCCGUGCGCCGACCCCCUUCCCAGCCAGAAUGUCACCCUGUCCAGUGAGGAGGAGGCCACAGGACUGGUCCCUCAGACAUGCCUGCAGCCAGAGAUGAAAUGGCCCUCCCAGAAGCCUCCAAAGCCCCAGGCCCAGGUGGGCCCCUCACCAGCCCAGGAGCCUCAGAGGCCAGAGACACAGGGCGAGGGGAAGGCUGUCCUCGGAGGGCCGGCAUCCAGGACCACAGCUGCCCCCUGCGAGCCUGAGGGAGCCAAGGCCGAGCGAGCAGCGUCGUCAGAGAGUGACCCUGAGGGACCUGUGGCCACCCAGAUGCUGUCCUUCCUCAUGGAUGACCCGGACUUUGAGAGCGAUGAGUCUAACACACCCCGGAAAGUGAGCCAGUUCCCAGUCCGAGAGGACCUCUCUGACCUGACGGAUGAGGACACUCCCCCAGCCCGGCCCCCUCGGCCCCCUGCACCCCCCUUCAGACCUGAGAACGACACCGACCUCUUUGGCCUGGGCCUCGGGGAGCCGGGCUCCAGGGACAGCAGCGAUGAAGACCAGGGCAGCAAGGCCCCCUCCCGAGAGAAGAAGAAGAAGAAGAGGAGGAGCAAGGAGCCCGCCCAGGAGGAGGAGAAAGCAGAGAAGAGGAGGAGCAGACACAAGAAGGGCAAGGACAAGGACGAGGGCAGGGCCGAGAAGAAGAAGAAGAAGGCACCACGCAGCAGGAAGGAGGCCACUGAUGAGCUGGAGGCCUUCCUGGGGGGUGGGGCCCCUGGCAGCCAGCACCCCGGGGGCGGGGACUACGAGGAACUCUAGGUGGCUGCAGUGGCCACCCUACAGGAGGUGGGGGCGAGGCAGCGGGACGGCCCUGGGGCCCUCAGCGUUUCUCAGGGAUGUGACUGAGAGGGACCUGCGGGUCUGUUUACAGGGGUGCCUGCCCCCAGCCCCGCUCACAGUCCCCACCCCUGGCAUGUGAUGGCACCUCUUCCACCACAUGGGGGCCCUGUGGCAAGUCUCCCCCAGUGCCUGCCAGGUUGAGCCGCAGGGAACCCAAAUCUUCCUGGUGUGCCGGGCAGGUGGCCAGGCCAGCGGGGCUGAGGCUCUGUCAUCAGCCGCAGAUGUGCCCUCGGCCAUAAAGCGCUCCUGUUUCA
Echinops telfairi (small Madagascar hedgehog) is the source of this 3467-nucleotide messenger RNA. RefSeq names its product coiled-coil domain-containing protein 183. Lineage: Eukaryota; Metazoa; Chordata; Mammalia; Afrosoricida; Tenrecidae. The record is from RefSeq and is a predicted model, not a curated record. The transcript is spliced from 24 exons. Gene Ontology annotation, molecular function: GTP binding. Bases 16 to 3132 code for a protein of 1038 amino acids. Gene Ontology annotation, cellular component: cytosol; nucleus.